Messenger RNA from Cyphellophora attinorum, 1083 nucleotides. Its product is annotated as Translation initiation factor eIF-2B subunit alpha. The transcript has a single exon. Bases 1 to 1083 code for a protein of 360 amino acids. The record is from RefSeq and is a predicted model, not a curated record. Gene Ontology annotation, cellular component: eukaryotic translation initiation factor 2B complex. Gene Ontology annotation, biological process: translational initiation. Gene Ontology annotation, molecular function: translation initiation factor activity; guanyl-nucleotide exchange factor activity. NCBI's taxonomy places the organism in Eukaryota, Fungi, Ascomycota, Eurotiomycetes, Chaetothyriales, Cyphellophoraceae.
AUGGUGCCAGGUCUGGCCAGUCCGCCUUCCACAGCGUCCAGCUACAGUCCAUCAACUCUCAAUGCUCCACCUCCAUCAACGACAUUCGACAUCGUAGCACACUACAACAAAACCACAAAAGCAGACCCCGACUUGCCAGCACCACUUGCAGCCAUCGAGUCCCUGAUCACCCUGUUGAAGGAGAACCCUCUCACGACAAUAGCGGAAACACUAGCCCUCAACGAACACCAAACCACAGUCCUCUUAUCAUCACAACGCAAUCCCAUACCUCUCUCCGCCGGCACAGACCUCUUCCAACGCUACAUAAUCUCCUCGUUCCAAGCUAGACCUUCGUUCCUGCACCACGCCGACUUCAGCGCACUACGCAGCCACCUCAUCAGCAACAGCCGCCUAUUCAUCGCCCGGGCAAAACUCGCCUCGGGCAAAAUCGCCUCACACGUCCUCCCAUUCAUCAAAGACGACUCAACCCUCUUCACCUACGCCUCCUCCUCGCCAGUAAUCAAAGCAAUCCUAACCGCAACCUCCGAGCAAUGGCACUACACCUCCGUCGCACACAUCACCUCAGCCACAUGCCCGACCCCACCCAUCAUCAAAUCCCAAUCAACAGAAACCACAAACCUCCCCUUCCACGAAGUAACCUACGCCCUCUCCAGCCUAGGCGUCUCGCAACACAACACCACCCUCUUCAUCCUCCCCGCACAAGCAGUCCUCGAGAACGGCUCCGUCGUGGCUGCACUCGGCACCCAUCAACUCGCCAUCCUAGCCCGCGCCUACGGCAUUCCAUUCUACUUCGUCGUCGAGUCCUUCAAGUUCGUGCGCUCUUUCCCGCUCGGUACAGGCUCUUCAGAUCUGGCUCGCAUGGAUGUGCGGCAGCCGACGUUGCGAUUUGCGGACAGCGAAGGGCAGAUCAGCGGCAGUGAAGAAGAGAAGUCGAGAAAGGGCACGCAGCACGCAGGACCCCUGACGGAAGAGGAGGAGAAGGUCGACAUCACGCCUGCAGAUUUGAUUACGGCGCUGAUAACGGAGAAUGGGACCAUGACACCACAAGCUGUGAGCGAAGAAUUGAUCAAGCUCUGGUUUUGA